Molecule: messenger RNA, 2347 nt
Organism: Chenopodium quinoa (quinoa)
Lineage: Eukaryota; Viridiplantae; Streptophyta; Magnoliopsida; Caryophyllales; Amaranthaceae
Exons: 12
Coding region: 476-1918 (480 amino acids)
Cellular component (GO): plastid
Source: RefSeq, a predicted model, not a curated record
CAAAUGAAUAGUAAUGAGGUGGGCCCCACGAAAUUCUAAUUUUUAGGGUAUAGAAAAUAAAUAAAGUGAUGUGUAUUAUGGUGGGGUAAACAAAAUAGUGGAGGAAAGAGUGAUGAGGAGUUUUAUUUUUUUAAGCAUUGAUGUGGUAAAAAAAAAUAUCUCAUGAGAGGAAUUGGAUGAGAAGAGUGAGAAAUUGAGUAGAGAGAGAUUGAGAGGUUUUUUUUCUCCCUGGCAAUGGUCUGACAAAUGCAUGCUCACUUUCAUUAUAUUUCCAAAUUCCAAUAACGAAUGCAUGCAUCCGUUCAUUUUCAACUUCCCAAAAACAGAAAAACAGAGUUCAAAAUAUGACCAAACCUCACACUCACACUACACAAUUAUCUCCUGCUUUCUUCCUCUUAAACUUCAACCCCUUUGUUCCUCGUAAAAUACCCAAUUUAAUUACAUAAAUCAUUCACCCUAAUAUUUCUUAUCAACAAUGUCGAUAUAUAAACUAGCUGUGAUCAUCAAAAACCCUCUAAACGACGAGGAAUUCCUGGUUGUCAAGCAAAUUAGGCCCCGUAAAUUUGGAAUUGAAGAGUAUGAUUCUUUCAUUGAUUCUGAUCUUUGGGAUUUUCCUUCUGUUCAUUUGAAAAUGUUACAAGGUGAAUCGGAAAUCCAAGUUGAAGGAGCUGAAUUAUGCUCUGCUAAACUUGAUUUGAAGAAAUUUGACCUGAGUUUGGCUUUAAACCAGGUUUCAGAGCAGGUUAGAGUUGAGAGGUUGGUUGAAGGGCAGUGGAAGUUCUGGAAAUUUGUGGAAGAGCCUGAAUUUGGACCGGCACCUCCGAUUCAUACGGUUUUUAUCACCGCCUACUAUGGCUUUGAUGAUAAAAGUAGUGAUGUGGCAUGCCAGUGGAUUUCCUGGUCUAAUUGCUCCAAACGGCUCUCCGAGGUAACACCGGAUAGUUAUCGUAUGGGGCCCUUGGUGGUUAAUGGUUUUCCCCAUGACUCUAAACACUCUAAGUGGGAUGUUCCGCGUUAUUUGAAUUACCAGGAAUAUCCUCUGGGUGUCAGACUUGUACCGAUGAGAAGUAGAACUGGCAAGCCUUUCUCCACUACAAACUUGGUAGUCAUUGCUCCACAGUUUGUUGCUAAUAGUGAAAGCGAUAAAAAUUUUAUUGCUCAUGGAGAUGCACUAAUAAUAGAUCCUGGAUGCAGAGCUCAGUCCCAUCAGGAGCUUGCAGAUAUUAUUGCAGCUUUACCAAGAAAGUUGAUCGUGUUUGUUACACAUCAUCAUGCUGAUCAUGUGGAUGGUUUGUCAGCUAUUCAAAAAUGCAACCCUGAUGCAAUUUUAUUGGCUCACAAAUACACAAUGCAUCGUAUUGUAAAAGAUGACUGGUCUCUUGGGUAUACAUCAGUUGCAGGUGGGGAAGAAAUAAAUGUUAGGGGCCAGCGACUUCAAGUCAUUUCAGCCCUGGGCCACACGGAUGGUCAUAUGGCAUUGCUCCAUAUCAAUACUCAUACGCUGAUUGUUGGUGAUCAUUGUGUUGGGCAAGGUAGUGCGGUUCUAGAUGCUUUUUCUGGUGGAAAUAUGGGAGAAUACUUUAAUACGACAUACAAAUUCUUGGAGCUUUCUCCAAAUGCUUUGAUUCCUAUGCACGGAAGAGUCAAUUUGUGGCCAAAACACAUGCUUUGUCGAUAUCUCAAGAAUCGCAGAGAUAGAGAAUCUUCAAUCUUGAAUGCCAUAGAACAUGGCAGUACUACUUUAUUUGACAUAGUUUCCACUCUAUACAAAGACAUCGAUCGUGCCCUGUGGUAUGUUGCUGCAUCAAACGUGAGGCUCCAUGUUGAGCAUUUAGCUCAACAACACAAGUUACCUGAGGUCUUUUCUUUAGAAACUCACAGUGUUGCUGCAUUUGGUGACGAGUUGAGCAAAUUGUAAUUAAGAGAUGCUGUUUUCUAGGCUCAUUGACCUCUUUAGGUUAGAAGCGCUGCUCUAACACUUGCUGAAUUGUAUGUCUGUAUAAAAGAGGAACUAUUUGCACACUAUUUCAUCAUACAUGAUGAAUCUGAUAUUGUACGCGUAAAUUGCUUAUUUAGCUUAGCUUCUGCUUUCUUUCAGACGAAAAGUUUCAUAUUAUUUCUAGUGUAAUUUUCUUUCUUUGAUUAUCCAGAGUUGUACAGUUCAUUUAGUUUCCUUGUUUCUCCUAGGGCAUGUCCUUGUCAAAACUUCAACGAACUUAUGGAGUACAUUUUGCACUCAAUUGGAUCUGGGCAUAUACAUGCAAUUGGAUUUCAUCAAAGAUUAUGAAGAUUAGACAACCUAAACUCAUUGUUUCUGUAGUUAUUGCUUGCUUUGCUGCAUUGUAUA